Messenger RNA from Babesia bovis T2Bo, 619 nucleotides. RefSeq names its product putative 40S ribosomal protein S24 protein. Bases 143 to 550 code for a protein of 135 amino acids. The record is from RefSeq and is a predicted model, not a curated record. NCBI's taxonomy places the organism in Eukaryota, Apicomplexa, Aconoidasida, Piroplasmida, Babesiidae. Gene Ontology annotation, molecular function: structural constituent of ribosome. Gene Ontology annotation, biological process: translation. Gene Ontology annotation, cellular component: ribosome. The transcript is spliced from 2 exons.
GCAAACCUUCGGAAAACUAUGUUGACCAAGCAUUUCAUAUCGCCUAUUACAUAUGACUAGAUGUUUGUUUGAACGGGAGACGUUCUACAAUAUCAUCAGGCAACAUAUCGUAUAGAGGUUUUUAAAAGGUCAAUGCUACAAAAUGGCGACCAAUGAUCAGUUUAGCAUUCGCGUAAAGAAAUUCCUCACCAACCCAUUGCUUUCCCGCAAGCAAUUUGGUGUGGAAGUUCUACAUCCAGGUCGCGCUAAUGUUUCUAAAAAUGAUUUGCGCGAACGUAUCGCCAAACAGUUCAAGGUCAAGGACCCUAAGACUAUUGUGCUUUUCGGUUUCAAAACAUACUUCGGUGGUGGCAUGAGUUCAGGUUACUGCCUUAUCUAUGAUACUCUUGCUAAUCUUAAGAAGUACGAGCUCCACUACCGCCAGGUUCGCCUUGGAUUGGAAGAACCAAGCAAGGGCAUGGGUCGCCGUGCUAAGAAGGAACUCAAGAACAGGAGGAAGAAGGUCCGUGGUAAGGACAAGGCCAAGUGCUCUGCCGGAAAGAAGAAGUAAGCUGUUACUCUUCUGCUCCACUUAACAGUGUUUUUAACACGCCAACCACUCAAUUUUUGGGUACACUAU